AUGACCGAGAGCGUGCUCGACGUCUCGUCCGUCUACUACUCGACCAGUCUGCCGGUGAUCGGCGACUCGGGCACGUUCGGCGCGUGCUGCGGCUGCGCCGGCCAAGCCGAGGCCACCAGCGUCCUCAAGGACGUCUCCACGCGGGUCUACGGCGGCGAGGUGCUGGCCAUCCUCGGCUCCAAGGGCUCGGGCAAGCGUGCCCUGCUCGACGUCGUCGCCGGGCGCACCGCCAAGGGCGAGACCCGCGGCCGAGUCAGUCUCAACGGCAGCCUCCUCACGCCCGAGCUGUUCCGUCGUCACGGCGCUUACGUGUCCCAUCGUUGCCACCUGCUGCCCUCGCUCACGGUCCGUCAGACUCUGCUUUACGCCACCCGGCUGGCGGGUCUCUCGGGUCAGCGGGACUCGCGGGUGCGUCAGACUCUGGCGGAUCUGGCGCUGUCGCAGCUGGCCAACAGGCCCGUGGCGGAGCUCACCAAGCCCGAGUAUCGCCGACUGAUGCUGGGCGUGCAGCUGGCCAAGGAGCCGCUGCUGCUGCUGCUCGACGAGCCCACCUGGGACACGGAUCCGCUCAAUACCUACCUGAUCGUGUCGAUGCUCUGGUCGUACGCCACGAGGCGAGGCAGCAUAGUGCUGCUGACCAUGGAGACGCCGAGAUCCGACGUGCUGCCGUUCGUCGCCAGGGUGACGCUGCUCUGCAUGGGUGGCACGGUGUACUCGGGCCCGACCAGGAGCAUGCUGGAUUACUUCACGUACAUCGGGUUUCCGUGCCCGGAGCUGGAGAAUCCGCUGAUGUACUAUCUCUGUCUGGCCACCGUGGAUCGUCGCACUCGCGACCGCUUCUACGACUCGAACCAGCAGAUCUCGGUGCUGGUCGACAAGUUCAAAGCCGAGGGCGGCUCCUUCCUCAAGGAGGCGCCGGCCUCGAGCCUCGGCGGGGCAGCGGCUGCCUUGGCCCUGGCCAAGGCCGACAACGGCGGCACGCCCACGUCUUCCCAGCUCGCCCCGACGCCCUCGUCCAUGACCCAGCACCACCAGCAUCACCACCACCAUCAUCAUCAUCAUCACAAUUCGCCGUCGUCGGUGGCCGCGGGCCAGACGACCGCCACCAUGUCGUCGCACAAGUCGCUGCAGAGCCGGGGCGGCGUCAAGUCCGGCUGCUGCUCGACCCUGCUGGCCCUGUAUCUGCGCAGCUUGGCCGCCACCUUCGCCAUCAAUCGCUCGGGCGUCUGCCACUUCGGCGCGCGCCUCUUUCUGCUGCCGUUCCUCGUCGCCGCACUGAGCGUCUAUUACUCGCACUCGGAGCCCGAGCAGUCGACGGCUUUCUUGCAGACCAACGGUCUGGUGUUCAACGUGCUGACGCUCUUCUAUCUGGCUGGGAUCGUCGUCACGGUGUUGCUCUUCCCAGGCUUUCGAGCGCGCUACUACCAGGAGCAGCGCGAGGGCCUCUACGGCGGCACGAUGUUCAUCGCCUCGUACUCGCUGCUCAGUCUACCGCUCAGCUUCGUCUCCACCGUCAUGAGCGUCGGCAUACUCGUGCCCAUCGUCGAGCUCGCGGAUUUCUCCGCCUGGGCCAAAGCCACCGCCGUCCUGUGGGCCUCGUUCGUCUGCACCGAGCAGCUCUGCUGCGGCUGCAUGAUGCUCGUCAAACGGCCCGCCACCGCAGCCUGCGCCGUGCUCUACUUCACCCUGGCCAUGCUGCUGCUGGCCUCGGGCUCGCUGCGCAGUCUCAGGGCGCUGCCCGACUGGCUGAGGCCCCUGACUCUCGGCUGUCCCGAUCGUUACGCCUCGCUGGCCCUGAAUCAGCUGGCCCUGGACACGGAGCAGUUUCGCGGCUUGAGAUACAACGCGACGGUCGCCUGUCUGCCCGCCGGACCACCCGAGCUCUGUCGCUACGCCGACGGCGCGGCCUAUCUGAGGGAGCGCUUCGUCGCGGAGGAGGACAGCGUGUCGCGGGUGCUCAACGUCGAUCUCAAUCUGCUGAUAUGCGUGGCGCUGUCGACGGGUCUGGUGCUGCUCAACGGGGUGCUGUACAUGCUGCCGCUCUCGGCCAGCUUCAAGGCCAAGUUCCGAGAGUGAGAUUGUGUAUGGAUUUUGUCACGAUCGCCUGGUUAAGUUAUAAUUGACGUGAGAAACCGACGAAGCCGAUACGCGAUAGAAAGUAAUAAUGGACAAUUUUUUGAAAAAAAAAUUUUUUUUUAAAGUAUUUAAUUGUUCGAUUUUACACGAGGCUUUGGCAGCAGCAGCAAAGUUUUUUUGUUUUUGGUGACAAGUGCAAUAAUUAAAUG
Molecule: messenger RNA, 2285 nt
Organism: Trichogramma pretiosum
Lineage: Eukaryota; Metazoa; Arthropoda; Insecta; Hymenoptera; Trichogrammatidae
Product: ATP-binding cassette sub-family G member 8
Exons: 3
Coding region: 1-2076 (691 amino acids)
Cellular component (GO): plasma membrane
Molecular function (GO): ABC-type transporter activity; ATP binding; ATP hydrolysis activity
Source: RefSeq, a predicted model, not a curated record